UAGACUCAUCAAUCAUGCCUGAACCAUCAGGACAGAAGGCAGCGGCCAAGAAGGGCUCCAAGAAAGCUGUGACCAAAGCGGGUCCCAAGGGUACCAAGAAGAGGAGAAAGACCAGGAGGGAGAGCUAUGCCAUCUACGUGUACAAGGUGCUGAAGCAGGUGCACCCCGACACCGGGAUCUCCUCUAAGGCUAUGAGCAUCAUGAACUCGUUUGUCAACGACAUCUUCGAGCGCAUCGGGUCCGAGGCUUCCCGCCUAGCUCUCUACAACAAGCGUUCUACCAUCACGUCCCGGGAGAUCCAGACCGCGGUCCGUCUGCUGUUACCUGGUGAGCUGGCCAAGCACGCUGUGUCUGAGGGAACCAAGGCUGUUACCAAGUACACCAGCUCCAAGUAAACUGUCAACACCAACAAUUAAACCCAACGGCUCUUUUCAGAGCCACCCAUCUCUUCUAUAAAGAGUCAAUGUCCUUAUGAAUAUAAUAUAACUAACACAGCUGUGUGUGUAUAUCUAUGUAUUUAUUUAGUUCUAAAUUGUAAGCUUCAUGUGAAAAUAAUAAUUUUCCCUCUAUUUCAUUAACACAUAGUACAUAGUGGAAAACCAAUGAACUCACUAUCAACCCUUGCUGUAAUAUUAAAUAAUUUAAGUUAUGCAAAUGUCAAUACCUGUUCACAGAUAAACACUCUCUAUUGCAAAAUAAAAUGGACAUAGUU
Molecule: messenger RNA, 712 nt
Organism: Solea solea (common sole)
Lineage: Eukaryota; Metazoa; Chordata; Actinopteri; Pleuronectiformes; Soleidae
Product: histone H2B 3-like
Exons: 1
Coding region: 15-395 (126 amino acids)
Cellular component (GO): nucleosome
Molecular function (GO): protein heterodimerization activity; structural constituent of chromatin; DNA binding
Source: RefSeq, a predicted model, not a curated record